Eimeria tenella is the source of this 2853-nucleotide messenger RNA. RefSeq lists its product as uncharacterized. The record is from RefSeq and is a predicted model, not a curated record. Gene Ontology annotation, molecular function: transcription coregulator activity. The transcript has 2 exons. NCBI's taxonomy places the organism in Eukaryota, Apicomplexa, Conoidasida, Eucoccidiorida, Eimeriidae. The coding region runs from base 1 to 2853 and encodes 950 amino acids. Gene Ontology annotation, cellular component: nucleus; SWI/SNF complex. Gene Ontology annotation, biological process: regulation of transcription by RNA polymerase II.
AUGGCCUGCACUGCAGCAGCAGCAGCAAACCCUCACUUGAAGCAGCAAAAAAGCGCAGGAGCAGAUUCUCUUUACGAAGAAGAGCCCCUGACUCCUUUAUAUCCUUCUUCGGAAGCAACUGCUGCUUCCACGCCUGGCUCAACCACAGCAGCAGCAGCAGCAGCAGCAGCAGCAGCAGCAGCAGCGGGGGCCAAGGGGGCCAAGCCUGCUGCUGCGGGAAACCCCCAAACCCCCGACGAAGCAGCAGCAAACCUCAAGGGGCCCCAAAACCCCACAGGGGACCUGAGCGCUCCGUACACUCAAAAUGACCCCAGCAGCAGCAGCAGCAGCAGCAACAGCAGCAGCAGCGGCAGCUGGUGGAAGCAGACUGUGCUCGCUCUGGGGUUCGGGACCCACAGAGUUGAGACCUUUGGAGGCGUCAGCAGCAGCAGCAGCAGCAGCAGCAGCAGCGGCGGGGGCCCCCUGGGGCCCCUGUCUCAUCCCCGGGGCCGCGAGGGCGCCCUGCUGCAGGGCAGCACGCAGCAGCAGCAGCAGCGGCAGCGGCAGCAGCAGCAGCAGCAGGCAGCAGCCUACGUCAAGAGCCACCGGCAGCAGGUUUGCUGGGCCUUCGUCUUGGGGUCUCUUUGUCUCUUAAUAUUGGGGGCCCUCUGCUGGAGUUUGUCUCCUUUACCUGCUGCAGCAGCAGCAGCAGCAGCAAAACGCUGCCUGGCGGCCUUCGAAGCAGCAGAAGAUGCAGGGCUGCUGCUGGGAGGCCCCAGCAGCCUUGCUGCUGCUCUCAAGGACUACUUGCUGCAGCAGCCUGCGGAGAAGCAGCAGCUGCUGCAUCAAGCCUGGAUGGCCAGGCAGAAGCAGUACCAGGAGCAGCAGCAGCAGCAGCAGCAGAAUGAGCAGCAUGCAGCAGCCGCAGCAGCAGCAGCAGCGACUGCUGCUGCUGCCACCUUCGGCUCCAGCAGCAACUUUAUGGCCAGCCUCGUCGUUGAUGCAGCAGCAGAAUACCUGUCGCUGCGAAAGGGAGUGGUGCAGCAGCAGCAGGCUUACGGUUUGCUGCUGCAGGAGCUGCAGGAGCAGCAGCAGCAGCAGCAGCUUAGCCAGUUGCUGCUCGAUGAGACGCAGCUCAGGAGGCGCCUUGCUGCUGCUGCACAGCAGGCACCAGCAGCAGUGCCCGCUGCAGCAGCAGCUGUGGUAGCGAACCAAGAAACAGCAGCAGCAGCAGAGAGCACUGCAGCAGCUAAUUCAUUAGCAGCUGCUCAAGAUGAAAUAGCAGCAACAGCAUCAGAAGCAGCAGCAAACACGCCUAGGCUGUCAACCGAGGCGCAACUGCAGCAAAAUCCACAAGGCACAAAUGACAGCCACAGCACCAUUCAGCAGCUGCAGCAACAGCAGCAGCAGCAGCAGCAGCAGCCGCAGCAGCCGCAGCAGCAGCAUCCGCCGCAGCAGCAGCAGCCGCAGCCGCAGCAGCAGCAGCCGCAGCAACAGCAGCAGCAGCAGCCGAAGCAGCAGCAGCCGCAGCAACAGCAGCAGCAGCAGCAGCCGCAGCAGCAGCAGCCGCAGCAACAGCAGCAGCAACAGCAGCAGCAGCAGCAGCCGCAACAGCAGCAGCGGCCGCAACAGCAGGAGAAGCAGGAGCAGCAAGAGCAGCACGAGCAGCAGGAGCAACCGCAGCAGCAGGAGCAGCAGGAGGAGCAGCAGGAGGAGGAGUCACGGCAGCGGCAGCAGCAAGAGCUGCUGCAGCAACACAGACGAUCUAUUCGAGAGGCCCUGCUGCUGGGGGAGCUGCCAAUGUCCUUGCAGCAGCACCUCGGUGGCCUCAGCAGCAGCAGCAGCAGCAACGGCAGCAGCAGCAGCAGCCUCGACGAAGAGAGCGACACCACUAUCAGCCUCGAGAAGGAAAUCAACGGCAUCAACACCGGCAGCAUCCCCAGCGACAGCAGCAACAGCAGCAGCAGCAGCAGCAGCAGCAGCAAGUUGGUGGCUGAGGCUUCUCGCCUGAUGGAGGAAGCAAUGCUGAGAAAGCGCAGAGCCACAGAAGCACUAAUUGCUGUUUUUGUGAAAGGAGAGCAGCAGCUGCAGCAGCAGCUGGUGUCUCUCAUGUCCAUGCUGCAGCAAAGCAGAGCAGAAGACCUGCAGCAGCAGCAGCAGCAGCAGCAAAUGCAAACACAGCUGCGCAUGCUCUCCCACGAGAAGUCGGCCCUGCGUAGCAGCAGCCACCAGGGAACAAACAGCACACAGCAGCAGCAGCAGCAGGAGCAGCAGCAGGAGCAGCAGCAGCAAUGGGAGGAGCAGAUGCUGGAAGGGCAGCAGCAAGAGGCUGAGCUGCAGCAGCAGGACCUGCUGCUGCUGCGUGCGGAGCAGCAAGCCGUUGCCGCUGCUGCUGCUGCUGUCCAUGAUGUGCUGCAGCAGGCGCAGCAGCUAGCAGCAAAGUCGCUGCAGCUGUACACCAUAGAGCGGAAGCUUUGGGACAUGCAGCUUGCUGCUGCGACGCAGCAGCAGCAGCAGCAGCACGUUACUGCUGCUGAGCCUGCAGCAGCAGCAGCAGCAGCAGCAGCGACAGAGCCAACAACGGCAGCAGCAGCGUCGGCAGACAGCGCAAUUCUUGUGCGUUCCCUUGCUGCUGCUCCUGCUGAGGGCACAGCAGCAGCAGCAGCAGCAGCAGCAAAGUGCCCCAUUUCUUUUGCUGCGCUGCGCAUGCAGCCCCAAGGAGAAGCUCUUUUGAGGGCCCUUAAGGAGCGCUCAGGAGAGCGGCAGCUGCUUGCUGCUGAUUUGGCGCUGCUGUGCAGCAACGCGCAGCAGCAGCAGCUGCUGCCUCCCUUCUUUGCUGAUUUGCUGCAGCACUUUCCCCUUGCUGCUCUCUGA